Pararge aegeria (speckled wood butterfly) is the source of this 1087-nucleotide messenger RNA. RefSeq names its product ubiquinone biosynthesis O-methyltransferase-like. The transcript is spliced from 7 exons. Lineage: Eukaryota; Metazoa; Arthropoda; Insecta; Lepidoptera; Nymphalidae. Gene Ontology annotation, biological process: ubiquinone biosynthetic process. Gene Ontology annotation, molecular function: 2-methoxy-6-polyprenyl-1,4-benzoquinol methyltransferase activity. The record is from RefSeq and is a predicted model, not a curated record. The coding region runs from base 73 to 942 and encodes 289 amino acids.
UGGGACCGGUAGCAAGUACCUGAAAGUGGUUGUUAACUGUUGUUUAUAAUUUUAUAUUACUAGUGAACUUCGAUGGCAACGAUGAAUGCGAAACUCUUUUACGACUUACAUAGCGUUAAAACUUUAAUAGUUCGACGUUGGAGCCCGAUUACAAAAUUUUCGAGUAAUAUUAAUAAAAAAUGUAGGAGAGACGCUCACUCAACGAUUGAUCCAAAUGAUUUAUUCCAAGCCAAUCCUAAAAUACUGAGAGAUUUCUGGGAUGCCGAAGGAACAUUUAAACCCCUUCAUAGUUGGAACUACCGUCGGGUACCUUAUAUCAGAGACAGUCUAGUAGAAGUAGCGCCUGGUGAGAAAUUUUCUACAUGUCUAAAAGGAAAGAAAAUCCUUGACGUUGGUUGUGGACCAGGACUGCUCUCAGAGGCUUUAGCUAAACUUGGCGCCGAAGUUACUGGAGUAGAUACAAACAGAGAAUUGAUUGAAAUGGCGCAAAACCAUAGUUCUAAAAACAAACGCUUGGCUGACAACCUGCCUUCUUAUAUUUGGAGUGAUAUAGAGGAACACAGUAUUGCCUGUGCUGAAAAGUACGACGCUAUUGUAGUGUCUGAAGUGAUAGAGCAUGUUUCUGAAAAGGAAUUGUUCGUAGAAUCGUGUGUACGCGCCGCGAAACCGGGUGGAAAACUUUUCUUUACUACGCCUAGUAGGACACGUUUCGCACAGUUCUUGAUGAUAUUUAUUUUUGAAGAUGUUAUGCGCAAUUUUCCAAAGGGCGCGCAUCAAUAUGAUAAGUUUAUGAGGCCUAGCGAACUCCAGUACAUGUUAGAAAUGAAUGACUGCUUUGUGGAAUCAACGAAAGGCUACUUUUAUUACCCGUGGGGGAACAAUUGGGAGUGGACUAAAUCUAAAAUAUUUAGCUUUGCUAUUGAGGCGGUUAAAUCUACAUAAGUAUUAACUUAUUGCCGAAUGAAUAAAACUACUAUCGUUAUAGUAUCCGAGUUCCGACUGCAUGGAAUUUCUGUUAUACAAGUAUUUUGUAUUUAUUUCCCUGCUUUGUUUAUCUGCGUGCCAUAUGUAUUUUAAAUGCGUUCAG